Molecule: messenger RNA, 2151 nt
Organism: Helianthus annuus (common sunflower)
Lineage: Eukaryota; Viridiplantae; Streptophyta; Magnoliopsida; Asterales; Asteraceae
Product: probable phosphatase PSR2
Exons: 8
Coding region: 266-1609 (447 amino acids)
Molecular function (GO): phosphoprotein phosphatase activity
Source: RefSeq, a predicted model, not a curated record
CAUAUAAUCUUUACUGUAGAUAAAUCAUCUGUUUCUGAUUACCUUCAUCAGAAAUCACUUCUGAUCAUUCGAAUAUUGUAUCAUAUCUUUAUAAUAUAUAAAUCUAUACAUAUAUAUGUAUGUUUAUGUUAUUCAACUCCAUGCCUGCUGCUUCCACUCAUUAAAUCCACUUCAUCUUAAUUAAAUUCAGAUAUUUGGAGGGAUCUUAUUUUCCUGCUGAUGUUAUUACGUCGGUAUUGUAAUACACUAAAAAAAUACAGAACAAAUGCCAUCACUAAAGAUGAAAAUGAAGUCAACCAUGGGCUGUUUGCGAGAAAAGAACGGCCUCCAUGUUUGUCAAAGAUCGAGCAAGAUAUUCAAGAACUCGUCGUUACAAGCUAAAAGUUUCCAAGAAGAAUAUCAACUCGAGUCGUUUACAUCUAACAAAAAGGAUGAUUGUGUUUGUAGUGAAGCCACUGCGCAGGAUCUUAGGAGCGAUGAAACUAGCUGUUGUGAGUUUUUUGAUGAAGAAAGUAUACAGGAUCAUACAAAAGCCAACUGCUCUUCAACGGUAGAAACUAUCUUUUCACCCAUACCACAAUCAACAGACAAUAACAGUGAAGCAACUCCUUCAUGUGAUGGAGGGAGUGAAAAGGAUCUUGUAGCGCCAUCGCUAGAAGAUAAAGAUAGUGACAGUAUAAACAAAAACUCAUGCGAAUAUCAAAGUUGUAACGUGUCAGAUUUCUUCAUUUCCGACAUGAUUGUUUCUAGCUCACCCGUUGACGAACCUACAUGCUUACCGGAUUAUGGAUGUGAUGAAUCAAGCAUAUUUUUAGACGAUGAAUACAUGGUACUAACUUUUCUUGCGGAUAGCAAUGAUUGUGAUGACAGAAUAAAAAACAGUUCGGAACCUAUAAUGGCUUCAGAAGAAUCAAACUUGUAUCUAGCAAUUCAUCAGCUGACAUCAUGCAAUCAAGAACCCGAUGUUAAUAAUUAUCCAGAUUGGGAUCCGGCAGAAUGUUUGGAUCCACAAAUGUUUAUCAAACUGCCCGAUCUUUCCGAAGUGGAAACAAAUUUAUCGCCCUGGAAAAGAAAAAGUGUCACGCUUGUACUUGAUUUAGAUGAAACACUUGUCCACUCGUCAUUGGAACACUGUGAUGAUGCGGACUUCAGUUUUACGGUAUUUGUUGAUUUCAAAGAGCAUACGGUCUAUGUGAAGCGGAGGCCUUACCUUAAAGAAUUCUUGGAAAGGGUUUCGGAAAUGUUUCAAGUUGUGGUGUUUACGGCGAGUCAAAGUAUUUACGCAAAUCAACUACUGGAUAUAUUGGAUCCAGAUGGAAAAAUCAUCUCUCGUCGCGCUUAUCGAGAAUCUUGUAUUUUUGCUGAUGGAAGUUAUACCAAAGAUCUAACUGUUUUAGGUGUUGAUCUUGCUAAAGUUGCCAUAAUUGAUAAUUGCCCACAGGUUUUCCGAUUGCAAGUAAAUAAUGGAAUUCCAAUAAAGAGUUGGUUCAAUGAUCCAUCAGAUUGUGCAUUAAUUACCUUACUACCCUUCCUUGAGACACUAGCAGAUGCAGAAGAUGUCCGUCCACUAAUCGCCAAAAGAUUCGAUGCAUAUGUGCAGGUGAAAUGAUGAUCUUUAAUGGGUUGAUAGCCGAAUGCAUUAUAAUAGGUAUUAUUCUUUUAUAAUUGUAAAUUAUCGUAUACCAUUAUAUGCAAAUUCCUCUGCCUGUAACAUAACUUAUGUUUUUGACACAAGCAGCAGGUAGAUUUUUGUUUACUUUUCAUGGAUGUUGACUUUUAAUAUGUAGACCGGUGUUGACUUGAUAUAGUUUAAAAGUCCCUAAUCCAUUAGGUUAAUUUCCAACAGUUUGAACGCUCCUAGUUUUUAUAGGUAAAUUUGCGUCCACUUCAAGUCUAAAACUUUCUGUUAAAAGCUAGAUAUGUGUUGACAUUUUAUUUUAUGUUGACUUUUAACAGGUAGAUUUGUGUUGACUUCUUAUAGAUUUCAAAGUCCCUAAACCUUUCUGAAAGUUGUAUUUUAUCUUUAGAUAUUAAAUCAUCUUCACAUAGAAGAUGCAUGCUUGACUCUCUUAUAUUCUUUUUUAAGUUGUGAAAAAUGUGUUAGAACAUCUUAUUAUAAUCUGAUGUUGAUGUACAAUAUUUAGGUACAAA